GCUCCCAGUUCCAGAAGAGACUCUAAUAGGAGUAUAUAACAACAAUACUCGGCUUAAGAAAGAGAAGAUCAAGUCUGGAGGUUUUCUGACUACAUCUGAAAUUGUAGGGAUGAUCAAUUUGUUUAAGAAACCUUACAAGAAAAGGGCAGGCAAAUUCCAGCCUUUCAAGAAGUUUUUUGGUAAAAGGAAAAAGAGAGACGCAACAUCAGACUGUGAGGAAGCCAAAUUGAAACCCAGCCACUCUUUCGGGAAUGUAUGCAAUGGCCUCUCUUCAGAUGAAGAAACAAACAAUGGUUUGAGGUCCUCCAACUAUACUAUGGGCACUCGAGCCUUUUCCCAUGACAGUAUUUUUAUACCUGAUGGGCAAGCAGAGUGUGAGCAGGCAGUCCAAGCAAUGUCACAGGACAAAAUCCUAGGCAAAGUCAAAACCCUUCAGCAACAGUUGUCCAAGACUAUUAAAUUUGGACAACCACCACAAAUGACAAUUUCUGAGAGGACAAUGGAGGAGGCAAAUGCUAGUUUAGAAGAGGACUUAUUACUCAGUAGCCCAAUGGAGAUUGAGACUCAACAGGACACAGUGCUCUCGGACAGUGAUAAUAAAUUAAGUGACACGCCGGAUUCAUUAAGCCCUAUGCAUGUGCCUGGGACAGGACAUGAAGUAGAGAAGAAGGUCACUCCAGUCAAAUCGUCUCGGUCAAAAAGACACAUUUCCUCUGGUGGCACAAUUGAAUCGAUCAAUCUUGAUGCGGUCCCCCGGGCAGUCGCUCGUCUGGACAACAGUGCGGCUAAGCAUAAGCUCUCCAUAAAGCCAAAAAAACAGAGGCUGUCAAGAAAACACAGAAGUUUAACAAAGGAGUCACAAAGCAUAACAGUGACAGAGUUUGAGCAAGAAAACCCAGAAACCCACCAGUACAGAGAGACAUACCCAGAUGACAAUGAACUAAUUGGCACAGCUAAGCCAACCCAGAACAAAGUGGGGCAAAAGCAGCUUGAGUUAGCAGAUGAGAAAAGAAAGCAAGAAAAUCACUGGAGAAUGCUUGAGACAAAAGAGAAAAGACAAAUGGCAGAAGCAGAGGAAAAAAAACAUCUGGAAGAACAAAGAUGCCAGGAAGUUGAAGAGAUGCAAAGUGAACAGGAGAGAAGGCAUUGUGAGGAAGAGAAAAGGCAGCAUCUCCUUGAGGAGGAGAAACAUUUGAAAAGAAAAGAGCAGAGGCACCAGGAGGAGCAGAAAAGACAACAAGAAGAAAUGAGACGACAGGAACUGGAGGAGCAGAAAAGACAACAAGAAGAAAUGAGACGACAGGAACUGGAGGAGCAGAAAAGACGACAGGAACUGGAGGAGCAGAAAAGACGACAGGAACUGGAGGAGCAGAAAAGACGACAGGAACUGGAGGAGCAGAAAAGACUGGAAGAACUGAGACGACAGGAACUGGAGGAGCAGAAAAGACUGGAAGAACUGGAAGAACAAAGACAAGAAUUUGAGAAAAGGCAUCUUCAGGCUGAACAGAAGCUGCGGCAGGAGGAAGAAGCUAAGAGACUGGAAGAACAAAGCCAGCAUCAGAAGGAAAAAAAGGAGAGACGAGAAGAACAAACUCUACUAAAACUGGAGAAGCAAAAGAGACAAGAAGAACAAAGAAGACAUGAACCAGCAGAACAAACGUACCUGGAGAGUGAAGAGAGAGAACAACAGGGGAAAUUUAAAAUAAGGCAAGAGGAAUUAAAUGAACAAGGACUGAAAGAACAGACAGAAAUACAUGUGGAUGGACAACAGCAUCUGGAAAAGCAAAAAGAACAAGAGCAAGCCAUAAGACAGCAACAUGUCAAAGAAGAAGUGAGUUCUGUGGAUGCUGGUAGGGAAUCCAUGGAGAAGCAGCUUCAAGAAGAAUCAAACCAACAAAAAACAAAACAAUCACAGAAAGGGAAAGAAACAGUGCAAGAAAAGCUAACACCAAAGCAGAAGAGAGAAGUCGAAGCUCAGGAGCAGAAGAUAGGUGAAGAACUAAGAUGGCAGGAAGUAGAUGAAAGGCAGGCUAUGCACAGACCAUUCACAUUUCAAGUGUCAUCGGGAGAGAAACAGAUCAUAUUUCAGAAAGUGAAUUUGAGCCCUGUUACUCCUGUCAAAGAGGCAGCACACCAUUCUGCCCUCAAAGAAUCCAAGACCCACAAAUUUAGCAAAGGUUCUACUGUACUCCCCUACUCUUUGAGUGUCCCACACACAGCUAUUUUGGUUACUGGAGCACAGCUUUGUGGCACUGCCGUAAACCUGAAUCAGAUCAAAGAUACAGCUUGUAAAUCUUUACUUGGUUUGACAGAAGAAAGAAAAAACCUGGAUAUUCCCACACCAGAAAACACCCAGAAAACUACUCUUGAUCCCAAAUCUAGCUGCAGUAAAAUGAAGUAUACACAGGAGACAUUGAACAACCAGGACAUAUUAGCUGAAUGGGCUUCUAUUAGAUCUAGAAUGCUAAAGAGUGCAGAAAACAGCAAGCUAAAUGAAAAAGACCGAGUAAGUGUCUGUAGAUACAGUGAUGACUGGACACCCAAAGGACGUGGUGCUUCCCAUGGCAAUUUAAGGAAAACCCUUUCUGCAAACGCAAAAUUUUCCAUAACACCAGCAUGGCAGAAAUUUUCAGAAACCUCAAAAGCCAAUGCAGACGCUGAGAGUGCAAGUGGUGCAGAAGGUACUGAACCAGAGAACACAAGAAAAAAGACAGAUUCAUCCAAUGAUGCAAAUGAUGAUGUGGCUGCUCACAAUGAGACUCCAGCUUGUAAAGAUAAUGCAACUGAAAUGGCUACAAAGAGGGAAACACGCCUUGAAAUGGCAAACAACACAGAAGGCUAUAAGUUUGCCAAAGAUCUUCCAUCUUUCCUUGUUCCAAGCCUCUCUCAUUCUCCAGGAAAAGAACUGCCCCAAUCAGAAUCUCCAGCUACUUUGGAAAGUCAGCAGAACACUGGUACAAGAAAACUGGAUAAAACAGCACCACAUGAAGAAGAAAAUGUUUCUCCAUUUGGGAUAAAGUUAAGAAGGACAAAUUACUCCUUGCGUUUCCACUACGAUCAACAGGAGGAGCAAAAGAAAAAGAAAAGAUACAGUGCAGGAGAUAGUUUUGAUGGUGUACCUGCCCCACUAGUUACAACAGAAAGUGGAAAAGAAACCAUUAAUACCGCUCUAAAAGACAGUAUAUCCUCUAGCCUAGAGAGAAGGGAUGCCACUGUUAAUGUUUUAAAAGACUCUUCAAAUAAUGUUUCGGAGAACUCAGACACAACAGUUACACUGUUAUUCCCAUCGAUCAACAGCCAGAUUCCGUUACCUAGUCAUGAGAAACCUGUGUGUAAAUCAUCACUCCAACAGAAACCUGCAUUAGCUCCAAAGCCCACAAACCAGACCCCGCCAUCCUCUCCUCUCUCUAAAAUGAAGAGAUCAAACUUAGCUGACACGUUAGGUCAAAGGGCGGCUAAACCUGAGUUAGACACCACCUGGAAAAAAGAAGACAGUAAAGUGAACAUGGUGCACUCGCCAGCACAGAAUGAGAACAAAAAUGAAGAGGAAGAAACCAGAGAAAAGAAGUCAUUUUUCCCAUCUAUCACCAUGCCAUGGAGAGAGAAAGCUGACAAAAAGCCUGAGCCACUGAAAAAAGACAAAGGCAAUGCACUAGAGCUCAUCUACCUGGAUUUCAGUAAGACAUUUGAUACACAUGAGAAAUUAUUAGUGAAAUUGGAGAGGAUGGGGAUUAGUAUGAGAAUUGAAAGGUGGAUAAGGAACUGGCUCAAGGGAAGACUACAACAGAUCAUACUGAAAGAAAAGCCAGUUCUCCAGAGCAGGCAUUCUUUAGAUGGCUCCAAAUUGAUGGAAAAAGUUGAAUCUGCACAACCGCUGUGGAUUACAUUAGCACUACAAAAGCAAAAGGGAUUUCGUGAGCAGCAAGCUACCAGAGAGGAGAGGAGACAAGCCAGAGAGGCAAAGCAGGCUGAGAAGCUCGCUAAAGAUAAUGCCGCCGUAAGCAAUCAGUCAGAUAAUAAAGGCAGCAAUAUCAGCAAAACAAGUGUAUUGCAGAAACCUAUACCUCAGGAAGACGAGAAGAAAAUUGAGAUGGCUGUGUCAAGACUAGAACGCAGAGAGCAGCUCAAAAAGUCCAAUACUCUUCCUACUUCUGUGACAGUGGAGAUUUCAGAUUCUGUUCCAUCAACUCCUUUAGCAAAAGAGGUUACGAAGAGAUUCUCUACUCCUGAUGCUAACCCUGUGUCAACAGAACCAGCCUGGCUGGCCCUAGCCAAGAGGAAAGCAAAAGCCUGGAGUGACUGUCCGCAGAUCAUUAAGUAAACUGUAACCUUUUUGCUCUUUACAUUUGUUUCUUAGUUGUUUUCUCCUUUUUAUUGAUUCAACUUUUUACACAUGACAAAAUAAACUGAACAAAAUUUAAAUGCAUUUCCUGAAGGAUUAAAAACCUAACUGAUCACCAUUUCGCUCUAGCUCACUAUAGUGUGUGCUCACAUCAUAGAUCCUUUUGCUUUGAAAAACUAGGUAGAGAGUGGGCCCAGGCAUACAGUUCAGAUCCAAUUUCUCAAAAUUCAGGGCUGCUCAAAUGUGAGAUUUUGGUUUUGCCCAGUAUAAAAAAAGAGAGGCCAAAACUUCAGAUCAAAAGCUCUUUAAAAUUUUGUUAGCAUUUGAGUCUGAGGUUUUGGAUCUCUAGUCUCCAUGCAGACAACGAAAAGAUUCUAGCCACUCUAAUACAAAAAAUGAAUGUGCCCUUGUCUUAGCCCCAAUGGUCGCUUUUGAACUCAAGGUUUGAUGCAGUUUAUUUGCAAUUUGAAAACCUCUCUAAGGCAUUUUGGGAGACUUCUUCCCACCUGCAAAUGAAGUGGUAGCAUCCAAUUACUAAGGCAUUAUUGUCUUUCAUGCUGGGGGACUCAACACAAUCGCUGUACCUCCCUCCUCAAAAAGAGGGAAUGAUCUGCCCAUCAUUCUAGUUAACAUAUUCAUAGGGCAACCAAACAAAAAGUCAUGGAGCAGGGAUCCAAAGGGUUUCUCCUGUUCACUCAGAGGCAAUGUCAAUUAUUAGAUUGCAAGUGUGCUCUGAGCACAUGGAUGCCUAGGAUCCUAUUCCUACAAAUAUCUGUGUCCAUGAGUACCUUUACAUACCUAAGGAGUCUCCGUGAGUUCAAAGGGACUGCUGACACGUUUAAAGUUAUUCAUGUGUAAAUAUUUGCAGGUUUGGGGCCUAAAAGCUUAAAAUCAGAAAACCAAGACCCUGGGAUCCUCAUGACAAGGUGGUAACUUAAAAACUUAUUUAAAAUUCAGUUUCCUGAACAAAGAAUAAAAUGGGUUCUGACUUCUAAUUCUUGCUAAGGUUGUUCCCUGAGUGACUUUAGUAUAAGGAAGGUAAACAAUUUGUCUGGACAACCCAGCUGUAAAAUUGAGUAAAAAAUUUACUUCCUUGGGGGGGUGGGAGGAAGCAGUUGUUGCAGCUGAACUUUAUUAAAAAAAAAAAAAUGUUCUCCAUGCAGUUAAAGAUUAAAAAACAUUUCCACUUUUUUUUUUUUAAAGUAGUCUUUAAAAUGUAAUAAAAAAAUAUUAGCAUCCUUAAGUUUUCUACCCAGGAAGUUAUGCUUUUUUUUUAAAAAUGGCUUUUUACACAUAGUAAGUACAUCAACAAAAAGCAAGCUUCAUCUUCCUAAAAAAAAUUCCUGUGUUUUCAAUGAACUUUGCAUAUUGCUGCAAAUCCUCCCCUGUUUAAACAUGUGUUUUCUUGUGAGUCAUAAGCUAAGUCUACAGCAUUUUAAGAGGAGGCAUUUCAAUAAGAAGCGAGGAGAAAUUGCAUUACUACAGCAUAAUGUAUCUGAUAACUUCAUAUUAUUACUUUUCUUUAGCCAAAUUGCUGUACAUCACACAAGGAGGGGAACACAGUGUAAAUAAAGCAGAAAACAAUGAACCCUGUACUGUCCUCCUUGUUCUAAGAACUGAAAAAAAGCUAGUCAGCAAAAGUUAUUGAAUAGACUGCAUCCUAUGUAGGAAACAAAGGUUAAGCAGCACAGUUAAAAUAGCACAAACACAAAAGACACAUGAGCUUCACUAGAGGUGCAGCUCAAAAUAGGUUUGUUCUUGUGGCUCUUGCACAAUCAGUGUUCCACUCUGUUUCAUAUUUAAACUAGAACAUUUAAAAUCUUGACCCUUGUUCCUAACACAUUAAGUAUUUAAAAAUUUUAUACACAGAGGGACAAGUGAGCUCUCUGGUACCUGCACACAACUCCUAUGGACUUCAAUGGGAGCGCUGUGAGAUUAUCUGAAGGGGGGAUUUGGCCCAUAAUAUUUGUGUGUUUAAUUAGUCCAUAAAGUAGCACUUCUUAAUGUACAUUUAUACCAUAUCUGGGUUUUGAAGUGUGCAAAAGAGUUGUUCUUGUAAUUAUAACUCUAACCUAUAAUCCAUCACCAGGAUUUUGGAUGCAGGUGGGGGGGGGGGGUCGGGAAGGAGAUGCAGGAGGUUGGUGGGAGCAGGAGAACAGGCCAACCACAAAGGUAGAGAAAAAAAUAGUCAGGAUCAAAGAAAUGAAAAGCAUGUUUAAUGAUUUAUAGAGCAAAAAGUAGGUGCUAUUGUGCAUGACAAAAUGAACUGACCUACCAAAACAACACUAGACACAUUUAUAGCACACAAACAGUUUGAAUUGAUUAAGGAUGGUUGUAAUCUAAAGUUUCAAAGCAGAGUCUUUACAAGUGUAGGGUAUCUAGUAUACUAAAAACUGCACUCAGUAUGUACAGUACUUGCUUGGAAAUACUUCUAAAGUCUACAUGUUCAACACUGACAUUUCAUGUAACAUCAAUACAGAAAUUUGCACUAAACACCUGUGAAUUGUUACUUUGCUUUAGCUUUGUUGUGUCUUCUGAACAAAUUGUCAGAAUUCUGUAAAGUAAAAAAUUGUUACUACUGAAUUUAUUCAAAGCAGCAAAAAUGUUUUAAAAACUGAAUAAACCACUAUGUAGAAGGUCUCAAUUUUUUUGUAAUUUAUAAACACAAAAUACCAUUUCUUCUGCACAGGUUAUAUAUGAUUAACCUCAAUGUUCAAUGUACAAAAUUAAUAAUUGUGAGGUUUUUGUUUUCUGUACUUUUUUAAUUUUUCAAAUGUUUUAAAGUGCAAUUGUUUCUUAUACUAAUGUCAUUUUAAUUCCUAUAAAAUUAUAAUCCAGUCAAAAUGAUCAGAUGAUGUAUGCAUUCACGGUCUCCUUCUGUUAGUGGUAUAGGUCAGAUUUAUUUAUAAAUAGAAUUUUUAGUGCUACAGGUGUCAUGCUAUGUGUUUUUAUCAACAAUAAAAUUGUGUAACAAAACCUA
Molecule: messenger RNA, 7322 nt
Organism: Malaclemys terrapin pileata
Lineage: Eukaryota; Metazoa; Chordata; Testudines; Emydidae
Gene: CRACD
Product: capping protein inhibiting regulator of actin dynamics
Exons: 12
Coding region: 110-4321 (1403 amino acids)
Biological process (GO): negative regulation of barbed-end actin filament capping; maintenance of gastrointestinal epithelium
Source: RefSeq, a predicted model, not a curated record